This is a messenger RNA of Camelina sativa (false flax), 2021 nucleotides long. RefSeq names its product SUN domain-containing protein 2. Gene Ontology annotation, cellular component: nuclear envelope. Lineage: Eukaryota; Viridiplantae; Streptophyta; Magnoliopsida; Brassicales; Brassicaceae. The record is from RefSeq and is a predicted model, not a curated record. Gene Ontology annotation, molecular function: protein-membrane adaptor activity.
AGCAAAUCGGUUCAACCGAACCAAACUUAUUUAGUAUGAAGGUGGGCUUAGUUCUUUCUUGGGCUUAUUAAAGCAAAAGCCCACUACAAUUCUUGUUUGCGUUCUCGAUUUCGUAUCCACCGCAAAAGAAACAAAUGUGUGGGAUGAACAUAGACGCUUCCAGAAGAAGAAGAAGAAGAAGAAACGACUUUGAGAUUUCGAAAUUUUUGUAUUUUGUCCCCAAAAAAAUAUAUAAAGGGGUUCCAUUUGAAAUCUCUCUCUGUGUAGUCAAAAAUUAGGGUUUAUUUCAAUCCAAAGGAAGACGAUUUUCGAAUUCUGUAGUACAAAAUCGUGAAAUUGUUAUGUCGGCGUCGACGGUGUCUCUCACCGGUACUCCGACGGCGGUUGUUAAGCGGACGCCGGUUCUCGCCGGUGAGAAGAAAUCUAGUUUUGAUUUCCCGCCGAGCGAAUCGCAUGCCGCCAAUGCGGCAAUUGGAGAGUCGUCGAACAAGGAUCUGAUCCGCGCGGAGGCUGUCGCUGAGAGAUCUAGCAGUUACAACGUAGGUCCGGUGACGAGGAAGUCAGGAUCCACCGCGACGGGGGUUAAUACGACGACCACCACCACGCAGCGUCGAACGCGUAAGGUUCAGGGGAAUAAGACGAACAAGGCGCAGUGGAAGACAGUGGUUAGGGUAUUCGCUAAGCAAUUCGGGGCGCUUCUGUUAAUCGUUGGGUUGAUUCAAUUGAUUAGGAAAUUGACUAUGAAGGAUACGUCUCUGUCUUCUUCGAAUUUUCCGAUUGAAACGGAGAUGGUGUUAUCGGAAUUGGAGAGUCGUAUCUCGGCCGUUGAUGGUUUGGUAAAGACGACGACGAAGAUGAUGCAGGUUCAAGUCGAGUUUCUUGAUAAGAAGAUGGAAAGCGAAUCAAGAGCGUUGAGGCAAACGAUCGAUUCAACGUCAUCUGCGUUGCAGGGUGAGUUGAAGAAGGUAGAGUCUAGGACUGAGACAUUAGAGGCUUCCGUAGAUGAGUUCAAUGCUAAACCUUUGGUGUCUAGAGAGGAGUUAGAGAGGGUUUACGAGGAAUUGAAGAAGGGUAAUAAGGUCCAUGAUUCUGCUGUUAACAUUGAUGAAUUGAGGGCUUAUGCUCGUGGGGUAGUGGAGAAAGAGAUUGGAAAACAUGCUGCUGAUGGCCUUGGCAGAGUAGACUAUGCGUUAGCGUCUGGUGGUGCUUUUGUAAUGGGGCAUUCGGACCCAUAUCUUGUUGGAAGUCGGGGUAAUUGGUUUGGGACAAGCAGGCGAGGGGUUCAUAAAAAAGCGGUUAAGAUGUUAACUCCGAGUUUUGGGGAGCCUGGACAGUGUUUUCCUUUGAAAGGAAGCAAUGGCUAUGUCCAAAUCAGGCUAAGAGCGCCGAUAAUACCAGAGGCCGUUACCUUGGAACAUGUCUCUAAGGCUGUAGCGUUUGACAGAUCAAGCGCCCCAAAGGAUUGCCGAGUAUCAGGAUGGCUAGAAGACAAAGAUAUGGAGAGCGAGACAAUGCUCCGUCUUACAGAAUUCAGUUACGACUUAGACAGGUCCAACGCACAGACAUUUGACAUUACAGAUUCUGGUUUCUCGGGACUUGUCAACGUUGUCAGGCUAGACUUCACAUCCAACCAUGGAAGCUCUUCACACACUUGCAUCUACCGGUUCAGGGUUCAUGGCCGUGAACUAGACUCGGUCUCUGCUGUUCAUGCUUGAUCUGAGGUCCACUUGAAUCUUUUCUUCUCCUUGUAACAUUCCCUCUCAUAGAUAACUCUCUUUUUUUUUUUUUGGUUUAUUUAGUGGGAAAGCUUCUAGUCAGUUGUAAUCAGAAUUAACGUUUCUUCACGUUUUUUUUUUAGUUUUGUGGAGUAGGAAACACAUCGAUCUUAGUUUUAAAUCUGUUUUAGUUCGGUUUAUUUGGUUAGAAUGUAUCUGACCGAACUGAAACCAAAUAUCCCGAAUUUAAUUUGGCAUUCGGUGUUGGUUAUAUAUAUCAAUAUAGUAGGUGUGUAAAUGAUGCCA